GGCGAGAGAGACGAACAGAGGGAGGGGGUGGGUAGUUUCUGAGCUCAGGGCCGAGGAUUAGGUUGAGAGCAGCCCCGGUACGAUGACAGCAUCCAGCAAAUAGCCGAACCCGCAUCCGCCACAUCGCCGUCACCGUCCGGCACGAGAGGACGCCGUGGAUAUUUCCGAGACAGAAGAAUCGUUUGCUUUAAAUACACUCCGCAUCGCUGGUGUUUUAGGGGGACAACCCUCCCAGGCUGUCUCCUCCUUAGACCACGAGGUGGCCGCGCCGGACUGGGAUUGGCCCCGAUGAUCACGAGGACCCCCCUCCGCCUCUUUUCAGCCAAUCCUGGAGGGGCUGCGGAGCUGAUGUCUCAGAGGGCGACGGGGUCCUUGUGUUCUGGCGUCCUGACGGGACACGCUACAUCACGAUAAAUGGAGGAGAAGGAGCGAUGUAGGAGCAGGUCUCCAGCUCGGAGGGCCAGUCGGGUGCAGCAGGUGGUGGGAACAAUAAUACGACGCACCCGGGAGUCGCUCAGCAGAGAGCGGUUGCUAGGCGAUGGGAGGUCGCAGCGCUCCAACAGUCUGUCCAAUCAGAACUUCCAGGCCAAGCUGACGCUGCAGAUCACCAGGGACCCGGUCCUUGACAGAAGCACUGGACACGGCUUCACCCUCACCACGAACGCACCCCUGCUGGUCAGGGACAUCGCCACAGGGAGUCCUGCAGAUGGGAUACUGUUCCCAGGAGACCAGGUGCUGCAGAUUAAUGAUAUAGUGCUGGAGGAUUUGGAUGCAGAGCAAGUGGAAAACGUCUUGAGGGAUUUGGAGGAUUGCAUCAAUGUGACCAUCCUGCGACACAUGACAAAUCCCAAGUCAUCGAUUAUGUCAGCGGAGAAGAGAGCUCGUCUGAGGAGUAAUCCAGUUAAAGUGCGCUUUGCAGAGGAGGUGGUGGUCAACGGGCACACUCAGGGAAACUCUCUUCUCUUCCUGCCCAACGUCCUAAAAGUCUAUUUAGAGAACGGACAGACCAAGGCCUUCAAGUUUGACAACAGCACCACUGUCAAGGACAUUGUUCUGACUCUAAAGGAUAAACUGUCCAUCCGGGCCAUCGAGUACUUUGCUCUGGUGCUAGAGCAGCAGUACAGCAUCACCAAGUUGCUGCUGCUGCAUGAGGACGAGCUCAUACAGAAGGUGGUGCAGAAAAAAGAUUCCCACGACUACAGGUGUCUGUUCAGGGUGUGUUUCAUCCCGAGGGACACUACGGACCUGCUGCAGGACGACCCCACAGCCUUUGAGUAUCUAUUUUUACAGAGUGUUGGGGACGUGCUGCAGGAACGCUUCGCCGUGGAGAUGAAGUGCAACACGGCGCUGCGCCUGGCAGCGCUGCACAUGCACGAGAGGCUGGAUAGCUGUGGACAGACCAGGGCCUCUGUGAAGAGUAUUACGAAGGAGUUCGGCCUGGACAGCUUCAUAUCUCCCACGCUGCUGAGCAACAUGAGGGAGAAGGACCUGAGGAAAGCCAUCAACUACCACCUCAAGAAGAUCCAGUCGUUGCUAGAGCCUCGCCAGAAGGUGAUUUCUGCUAAUCAGGCUCGGUUGGCCUACCUCACUCAGCUGGGAGAGCUGAUUUCCUACGGGGGCCGCUCGUAUACAGCCACCAUGAUGCUUCAAGACAGGGAGGUGCUGGUCAGUCUGCUGGUCGGAGCGAAGUACGGGAUAAGCCAGGUCAUCAACCACAAGCUCAACGUGAUUUCUACGCUGGUUGAGUUCAGCAGCAUCAGUCGAGUGGAGCUGCUCUCGGAGUCGGACAAAGUCAGCCUGCUGCGCAUCUCACUGCACGACAUGAAGCCGUUUGCCUUACUGAUGGACUCUCUGGCAGCCAAAGACUUAGGUUGUCUGCUGGGGGGCUACUGCAAACUCCUGGUGGAUCCCAGUGUCAGUGUCUUCCGCUUGGGGCGCCCCAAAGUGAGGGUGCACCGGAUCCCUGCUGAAGAAGGUGUGUGUGGGAAGUUCGCCGUAAUAGAGGGCGUGUGCUAUGAAUCCCUAUCAAGUUAUGUGUCUCGCUGCUGUAGUGACUCAGACGACUCAACAGAUGAGGACGACCCGAUGGAUUCUCAAAACUACAAGCGCCCGGAUCCUGCCAGUCAGGACUGGGAGGAAAGGAGGCGAGAGGAGGAAGAAAAGAGGAGGGAGGAAGAAAGGAAAGAGAGGGAGGAGCACAAGGGCAAACAGGAAGUGAAGAUAAUAGUGACAAGUGAAGGUAAGGAAAAUGAAGGCGAAGAGGAAGGAGCAACGGGAAGUGGCCUGCGAAAGUUUAGUGUUAUGGAUGAGGAAAUGAACCUGGAGACCAGCUGGUACCACACGGACCCACGGGUCACUAGCAGCUUCUCGAGCUUGUCCAGCGGCUCCUUGAGUGCCGCGCUGGAGGAGAGCAGUGCUGCAGCUAAACCCACAUCUCGUCUGGACGCACGGCGGGGUCAGUGCGCGGGUGAGGAUCUCCCCAGCCUGGACGUCCACCACCCCUACCUCCUGGAGCCAAAAUGCCACCAAGGGCCACUGCGACCCACCAACCUCAAUUACCGCAGCAACGACAACUCCUGCCUCUGCUUUGCUGAGCUCUCCAAGGCUGAUUUUCUUCCCAGCCCCCCCGAGGCUACCAGUGAGGACGAUGAUGAUGAUGACGAGGAGGAGAAUGAAGAGCAAGGGCUUGAGAAACUAAGACGAAUUUCUAAAAUUCCUAGUUCAAGAGAUUUAAGGAUGAUUGACAGCAUGCCCUUUCAAAGAUCACCCAUUAAGCGAAAGAAGAAGACUCCUCCCAAGGUCCCACUAAGAACAAGUUCAAUUCCAGGGCACAAAGCAGGACAUGCAGAACAUCGCUUCUCCAAGGAUGAAGACUGUCUAUUUCUGACUCCUUCACCCAACCCUAAACCAGCCCUUUUGGUCAAAGAGACAGCCUCAGAGUCCGAAGAUGAGUUUUUUGACGCUCAGGACAGAUUUACUCCACCAGUUCCUGAUCUGUCAGACGCUGAACUGGCUGACCGGCGAAACGCUAACCGCUUGAGUGGAACCUGGAAUGGCCUUCCAGCUGUGCCAGCGAGGGAGCCAUCGUCUCCUCUGACCACUAAGGCCCAGUCCGGCAAAGUUAAGAAAGAAGUGGAGACUUCCAAAAGUUCCACAAACCAACAAUCCAGUCCAUCAAAGCCAUUACAGAGACCUGCAGUUAAGGUCAAGCCACCACUGGCACCUAAACCGCAGCUGCCCCCCAAACCUCAGAUCAUUCCUCCUAAGUCUCCCCAACAUGGGCGCUCAUAUGUCCACUGCAAUGGAGAUGCCUCCGGACGUCUGUCUUCUGAACUCCUGGAAAUGGAGCCAGACACCAUGGAGUUCAAGUCUGUCACAUUUGGGGCAGGUGGACUGCCUCUGUCAUCACCCCUGAUCACAGCCGUGCGGUGCAACAGGCAAACAACGCCCGUCAUAACACCACAAACUGAGGAGAGGGCACAUGAGAAUGGAGCACAUGUUUCCAAAGACAAAAAAUACAUUCCCGAUGAAAAGGGAAGCCCCAAAGUUGAAGGGAAAAGCAGUGGGGCUGCCUCACAUGCAAAAAAGCCACUGAACCUAUCUCUAUCUAAUUCAGGUACGAAGUUAGCCAUCCCCCCGCCGGUGCCAAGCAAACCUACUUCGCCCACCAAUCUCCACCCGUUAUCACUCCCUGCUAGCUCGCCGGUAUCCCCCACUGAUUCAGGCAAAGGGAUCUUCAAUGAGAGUCCACCGAAUGGGCUACAUUCGUGGAGCAGUCGUAACGGCAGCGUGCAGUCAGGAACCCGGAGGGUCUCCCUUAGCCACGAGAGCUUGUCACCCAAAAAUACAGAAGCAUCCGUUACCCUCACCACGUCCCUCACUUCAACUAACUCUAAAGGUAUUGAAAGCAGAGAACCUGGAAGAUCUGGGUCAGGGUCUGACCUUCGGACCAGCUCCUCCAGUCUGGGAGGCAGACUUCCAGCUUCUGCUCUCAGAGGGAAGAUUCAGGCCCUGCCUUGGUACAUGACCCGUUCCCAAGAGAUUCUGGGAACUCUAGACUAUCCGUCCACUAGUUCCAUCAACGGGGACACAUCGGGAUUCGGCUCCGGUUUGUCUGUAGCAAGUGGUUUAUCAGACUUAAACAAAACUCCUGUCAAGGAAAAAGAGGCAGUUGAGAAAAGCAACAUUUUAGAAGAUGGGGCUGAGGUGGUCAUAGCCACAAUCAAAGAGGCCCAGGAAGUGACCUCACAGAUGAAAAAGGCCAAUGGGGCAAAUGGUUCACACCCUAACCUGAACUUUAGAGACCAUGGCACGUUCAGUGGCAGCGUGUCGUCGGAGCAGCCUCAGUCUCGGCCACAUUCAGCAGUGGGAUUGGGUGGAGUGUCCAACAUGCAAAUCGGGGGUGACUCACCAAUCUCCUCAGCCGCUGACACUACACCACCACAGCAGCACCGGGAAUCUUGCGGGUGCCGCACUGUUUAUGCCAAUUGUUUUAGUGGCGACACGGAGGAUGGCGUUAGCUUUGACGAGGAACUGACCGUUUACGAGUUCUCGCGCCGCACACGUCCCAAACCCGCUCGCCCUGCGCCCGUCGCUUCUCCUACAACACCCUCUCCAAAUCCCAAUAUCCUCUCACUGCUGAGAGACAAUCCUCGUCCCCUCUCAAUCUUCUCUACUGCUUCAUCCGAGCUAAGUCCAUUAUGUUCACAUCCGGUUUCCCCUUCAACCACCCUCGGUGGUCCUCUCCGUUCCCUUACCAACAAGAAUUAUGGUGGACUGAAGGGAGGUUUUGCCUCCCUGCGUCAAGAUAUAGAUCAGCUUUUACUAGUUUUAGAGAGGGGAGCACUAGAUCAACCACAGCAAAUGUUAUAUUAUGAGUCCAAGCAGGAUGGUAGAGGUAUAAAAGUGGAGCCUGACCUGAAUCACAAUGGGACUGAUGGAAGUUGUGCACCAACACCAAGCCCUAAUUGUACUGGGACGAGCACUACCCUGAUGACAGAGGCUGAAAGAAGUCUUCUCCAGGCGGAGGCUCGGCGCCUGGCAUCUGGCUGUCAGCGAGCCACACGUGUGGGGUGGGCUCCCGACGAAGCUCUGCGUUCUUUAUCCAACAGCUUCAGCGCACUGGUUCAGUUAUCAGCCGCUUGCCUGAGAACCAACCCCUGCCCCGGCUGUGACAGCUGCCAUGAUGUGAGCGUGGUGCACAGGGUUCAGGACGAUGAAAGCCAGGAAGCCAUGGACAAGCUGAAGGAGAUAGUGAGUCUGUACCGGGAGUUUGUAGGAGCUGUUGAGACAGCUGGAACUGGAGCUGGGCAUGGGGGCAAGACUGUGGGUCUCGCGGGAUCUGGGCAGGGUCAGGGGGAGAGCGACGGCGUGAGGCUACUGGCCAAGCGCUGUACUGUCCUCAUCUCCUCGGUAUUCGCACUCACGCAGCUCUUCCGGACACCCGCACUAGACACCUCGGACACACCUGGACACGUACCUCUCAACUUCUGAUCUGUGAACCUUUGUCCAGUAAUAAACCACUGACUCUGAAGUAGUUACAAGUGAAAACAGCACAGAGCGAGCUGGUGUGUUUCCCCUGUGUACAGUAAGUGCCAUGCACACCACAGCACACGAACAUGAACCCACAUCACUCACCCACAUGGAAAACACAAAGGGAGGACACUCUUCUUGAACGCAUAUGGACUAUGCAUUUGUACAUAUGAAUUUUAUAAUUAUCUUACAAUUGUCUUAUUUUAUGAUACAAUAUGUGUAUGUAUGUAAGGAUGAAUUACCCAUGUAUGUAUUUAUGUAUUUAUUUUUACAAUAUUUUGCACACCGUCUGAUGUGCAGGUCUCUGGUGGAAAACUACGGAUGUCACUGGAUUUUUUUUCCUCUCUUUGAGGCAGUAUUAUGUUACUUUUCGCUGCUUUAAAUAUUUCUCCACUCCACAAGGUGUAAUCUGUAAAUUGUCAUUUUGAUAAGUUUCUUACGGAGAACAUUACAGAAAAUAUACUCUGCUUUCAAUACACUUGGUAACACAGUAACUGAGUAACUGAUUUGUUUUACGUGUGCAGCGACUGCACCAUUACAGUCACAUUUAAACUGGACACUAGUACCAUUUCAAAGCAGGGAGAGCACUGUAGACUGUUACAGAUUGCACCUUUUUACGGGACACAUAACCUUGUGUAAAGUGUUUUUCUAUCCCUUCCUGGGUCCUGACAGACUCUUGAGUGAAUGCUUCAUGGAAAUACUCCCAUUACCCAAACAUAUGCAGUAUUAGAACAUCCAGUAUUCAUCCAAAGAACACUACAUAUAUAUUUUCUGGGAAUGUGUGGGCGGGGCCCCGGGAAGUAAAACAGAGGACCUUAUUUAUGUACUUCAAAACCUUUUUGACUAGGCACAAGAGCGACUGUUAAACUCUGACCAGAUGUAGCAAAUAUCCAAAGUCUUAAAACACUGAGCCACAACUGUUCCCCACUAUGGUUUUAGUUUUAAACACACCACUUUAUCAAUAACUGACUGACUGACAAACUGACUGACUGCUGUAUGCUGGGGUCAGAACUGUAGAUAUACAUUUAAAUCUCUGUGUCCUGUUCUGUCUCAACCUUGGUUUAUGGCUAUGCAAAUAUAUCCCCUCGUCCCCCACAUGCUGUGUUCUUGUUUUUGUGCUCACAUUAAAUACCAAUACCUGCAUUAUGUUUCUCUAAUUCCAGUGGGUGCGUUCUUUCUUCGGAAUGUUGGCUUCUGUCUUUUUUAACAAAACCUAUUCUGCAUCAUGGAUUGCAACAUACUGCAGAGUUGCAUGGCAUUAGCAUUUGUCAAUAUUCUGGCUCCUGUCUAUACUAAUGUCUGUGAAUUGUCAGUAAAAUGAUUACAUUGCUCGAUCAGUUAGCUGAUGUACAGUGGUCACAAGUCAUUAUGUCCAUAUCACAUGAAACCAGCUCAUUUGACAGGAUUUGCUUGAGCCACCUGUGACAAUGGUAAGGUAAUUAAGUCAAAUCAGUCCGCACAAUCUUAUACAAAAUCCAUGAGGGGAUUAAGAUGAAAUAGGAACUGCUCAAGUGUUCAUAGCUGGUGAGAUUAUAGUGAGAUAAUAAAUAAACAGGUUCAAGACUGUGCUGAAAACCUAGGGCAGGUCUAAUUUCAGCUGACAUUAAGGUAAAGACCAUUAGUAGUGUCCAUCGUAGCACUGACAUCAAGACAUGUUGUAUGUCUCAGGAGCAUCUUCCAUCCCACAGGCCCAGACAGUGAAGAGUGCCUGUGUCAUCUCUUUGUUUUUUUCUGUUUGGUACGUUUGUAUCAGCAGCAUCUCAUAUCCAUGAGGGCGCUGUGUUUCCACUUAAGCAUCACUUCUUUGUACCCACAUUCAAUGAAGUUGAUGUACCAAGAAAUGUGUUGUUUGGGAAUAAAUUACACACUGACAACGAAA
Messenger RNA from Betta splendens (Siamese fighting fish), 7411 nucleotides. It is a transcript of the gene frmpd1b, whose product is annotated as FERM and PDZ domain containing 1b. The coding region runs from base 415 to 5493 and encodes 1692 amino acids. Lineage: Eukaryota; Metazoa; Chordata; Actinopteri; Anabantiformes; Osphronemidae. The transcript has 17 exons. Gene Ontology annotation, molecular function: protein binding. The record is from RefSeq and is a predicted model, not a curated record. Gene Ontology annotation, cellular component: cytoskeleton.